Perognathus longimembris pacificus (Pacific pocket mouse) is the source of this 2033-nucleotide messenger RNA. It is a transcript of the gene Znf446, whose product is annotated as zinc finger protein 446. The record is from RefSeq and is a predicted model, not a curated record. Gene Ontology annotation, biological process: regulation of DNA-templated transcription. NCBI's taxonomy places the organism in Eukaryota, Metazoa, Chordata, Mammalia, Rodentia, Heteromyidae. The transcript has 6 exons. The coding region runs from base 239 to 1504 and encodes 421 amino acids.
UGGGUCAGCCGCGGCUAAGUCCAGGGAAUUUGGUGCCAACAGAGACAGGGAGUGGGUCUCAGGGAUGUUUUAGCAUUGGAGGCUCGAGAGGAAUGGAGCUCCCCUCGGUCGCGAAAGGGCCCUGGAAAUGAAACCCUGCCCUUCCUCAGGCUUAUGGGAAAUGUAGUCCACGGGGAGGGGGGAAUCACUGCUUGCAAGGUCCCUCCUGGUGAUUCCAGUAAGACCCUUCAAUACAAGAAUGCCGUCUCCUCUGGGUCUCCCACAGCUGCCCCUCAGAGACCCCGAGACCACUGUUGAACUUGAGGCAGCACGGCUGAAAUUUCGGGGGUUCUGCUACAAGGAGGUGGCUGGGCCCAGAGAGGCACUGGCCCGGCUGCGAGAGCUGUGUCAUCAGUGGCUGCAGCCUGAGCUGUGCUCCAAGGAGCAGAUGCUGGAGCUACUUGUGCUGGAGCAGUUCCUGGGCACAUUGCCUCCUGAGAUACAGGCCUGGGUGCGAGGACAGCGACCGGGAAGCCCUGAUGAGGCUGUAGCCCUCGUGGAGGGGCUGCAGCAUGACCCCGGGCAGCUGCUGGGCUGGAUCACAGCUCAUAUCCUGAAGCCAGAGGUGCUUCCUGCGGCCCAGAAGACAGGGGAAUCCCCAGGGUUCCUUCAUCUCCCUGAAACCGGGGAGCCCUCCAGGGCGGCCUCGGGGGAGGGUGGAGAGGAAGCCAGGAUGGAGGCGUCUACCCAGCUCUGCUUCAGUGUGAAGGAGGAACCCAGCACCUGUGGGCAGAUGGCUUGUCCCAGCCCCCGGCUCUCAGCCCAGUCACCUGAGGGGCAUCUCGAACAUCAGGAACCAGCCUCCACAUCCUUCCACCCAACCAGGAUCCAGGAAGAGUCGGGACUGCUGGGUCCAUCACAGAAGGAGCUGUACUGGGAUGUGAUGCUGGAAAGCUACAGCACAGUGAUGUCUCUGGGGCUGCAGCCCCCUGGGCAGAAGAUGCCAGCUGAGUCUGAGGCUGGGACACUCGGCAUGGGGCCUCACCACUCAGGAGCAGGGGGCCCAGGGCUCGGGCUUGGCCAGGACUGUAUAUCCCCUCCAGGUCACAGCCAGAGCCUGAGCAAGGACCCAUCUGCUACCCGGAGGGUCCCAGCCCCAGGACGACUGCCCAUGCCCUGCUCCCGGCCUACACCACCACACAGGCUCUACACCUGUAAGCAUUGUGGCCAGAGCUUCAACUGGAAGUCACUGUUUGUCAUCCACCACCGAACACACAUGGGUGGAGCAGGCCCAGAGAGGCCACUGCAGGUGCUCCGGGAGCCAGCUGCACACCGACCACCUGGCCCUCAGAGCUAUUCCUGUGAGGACUGUGGGCGCAGCUUCAGCUGGAAGUCACAGGUGGUCAUCCACCGCAAGGGCCACGCGGGCCAGAGGCGCCACUUCUGUGUUGACUGUGGCUGUGGUUUUGACUGGAAGUCCCAACUGGUCACCCAUAGAAAGAGCCACCUGCCCCAGGCCCCCUGAUCCUCUGGAGAAGGAAUCUACCUUGGGGCUGCCGGCCUGCGUGCAGCACUCCAGCACAGGCCCAGUGCACAGGAAGCCUGGAGACAGCUAGGACCCUACGUGGACCCAUGGUCCCAAGGCUGCUCCUGCCUGCUGUCAUGCCUAGGUGGGACCCUGUGGUCACCCUAAGCUGGUUGCUGAGGCCCAUGCUCUCCACUUGUGAUGCACAGUCCAUAGCCGUUCCUAAUUCUAGGACCUGUGCUGAGAGGAGGCCCUAACACUGCCUUGUCCUGUCCUAAGUGCAGGGACGGGGCCUGGUCUUUGGAAAGUGCUAGAAGCCCAGGAAAGCACAGCUGGCUCCAUCCUGCUGUGUGUAACCCCAGGAUUUCCAUGUGCUAGAUGUUUAACAUAAAUUAUACUUCUAUAAUGGGGGUUUCUGAAUAAAAAUCAUGAUUUGGGGCAAGAUUAGCCAUGUGCUCUCUCUGCCUGGCCAUGGGAACCACAGGAAAACGGCACUGAAUCCAAAGGGGCUGGGCCGGGUGCUGGUGGC